Chironomus riparius is the source of this 599-nucleotide messenger RNA. The record is from the annotation of a GenBank genome assembly. Lineage: Eukaryota; Metazoa; Arthropoda; Insecta; Diptera; Chironomidae.
CUCAAAGUUGUUUUUCCCGUUGUUUAUAUCGAAGAUUCUCGUGUUUUAAGCUGCAACUUAAAACUUAAUUUUACUACAUUAUUCCGCUGAUUAAAUACAUUUAAAACUAUGGAUGACGGAGAUUAUGAUGGAGAUGACGCCGGUGGGGACGAUUAUGUUGAUGAUGAUGUUGAUGACGAAUUGGAAGAUAUCCAGGAAGAAGAAGGAGAUAAUAUUGAGAUUGUAAUGGCUGGGCAACAAGCUGGUGGAUCAGUUCCAAGAAGUAAGAGAAUUACAACAAAAUAUAUGACAAAAUAUGAGCGUGCAAGAGUUCUAGGAACUAGAGCUUUACAAAUAGCUAUGUGUGCACCAAUUAUGGUUGAAUUAGAAGGUGAGACUGAUCCAUUACAAAUUGCUAUGAAGGAAUUAAAACAGCGAAAGAUUCCAAUUAUUAUCCGACGAUAUUUACCUGACAACAGUUAUGAGGAUUGGGCGAUUGACGAGCUCAUAAUUGUAGAUUAAUUAAGAACAUUUCUCAGCAUCAUAAUAUUUUUUUUAAAAGAAAAAAAGAUAAGUUUAUUAACAUAUUAAGAUUUAACAUAAUAAAGCUAUAAGUCACU